UGUUUACUUUGUAUUCAAUUUUGCUCGACACGGUUGCAUUUAAAAAAUCUAAAUUUAAUAUUAAAGUUUCACUAACGAGCACAAUUUAUAACAAAAGGUUGCUGUAAAAUCAUCUGACUAAUGAUCAUAAUAAAUGAAAAGUCGCGUUUAAUAAUCAGCGCAGCAGGGAUAUUUAUUUCGUAUUCAAUAUUUGGAGUCUUGCAAGAGAAGGUAACGAGAGGCCGAUAUGGAGACGAGCUGAAUGAAGAUGGGACAACUGGUGAACGAUUUACAUUCACAUUGGCUCUCGUAGGAGUUCAAUGUUUCUUUAAUUGGUUAUUUGCUCGAGCAAUUCUCAUAGCAAAUCCACAAGUUAAAGAUUCAACACAUGCAGGAUAUUAUGCGAGCUGUUCAUUGACUUAUUUAUUAGCCAUGGUUAGUAGCAAUAUGGCACUAAGAUGGGUUUCUUACCCAACCCAAGUCGUCGCUAAAGCUGCUAAACCAAUUCCGGUGAUGGUUCUUGGAGUUUUGAUAGGAAGAAAAUCUUAUCCUAUUCAAAAAUAUUGUUUCAUCUUCCUCAUUGUCAUGGGAGUCGUCUUGUUUAUGUUUAAAGAAGGUCAAGAAAGUAAUAAGAAAGUUGAAAAUACUGGUCUUGGUGAUAUUUUACUUAUCAUGAGUUUAUCAAUGGAUGGACUCACUGGGGCAAUACAGGAAAGAAUGAGAGCAUCAUCAAAGCCAACAGCUCAACAUAUGAUGCUUGCUAUGAAUUACUGGAGUUCACUUAUGUUGGGAACUGCAUUACUUGUAACAGGCGAAGGCAAAUCUUUUCUUGCUUUUGCAUUUAAAUAUCCAGAAUUGUUUGGACAUCUUGCAUCGCUAGCAUUGGCUGGUGCCAUUGGACAACUCUUCAUAUUCAUGAUGGUCUCUCAUUUUGGACCUCUUCCUUGUUCAGUUGUCACCACAACAAGAAAAUUCUUCACUGUUCUCUUCUCAGUUAUGUUCUUUCGAAAUUCUUUGUCAAAUCGUCAAUGGUUCGGUGCUUUCCUUGUUUUUUCAGGACUUUUUGCUGAUAUGUUCAUUGGAAAGAAACAAACAGUGAAUGGAAAGAAAGAUGAAGAAUCAAAAAAAUUAUUUGACAAUGACAAAUAAUGACACAAAUUAUGCUUAAGAUUUAAAGUGCAAAUGACAUCAAAUUUCUCACAAUUUUUACAGAACACGAAAUGUUUCGUGACAUUAACAUGAAAAAUCAUUUCUAAUCAUUAAAAGUGAACUUCAACGUACAAUAAAAUUGUAAAUAAAUUAAUGUUAAGCAUUUUAUUUUUUGCUAUAUAAACAUAAAACAUGAUCCAAACAUGAAACA
Clunio marinus is the source of this 1339-nucleotide messenger RNA. NCBI's taxonomy places the organism in Eukaryota, Metazoa, Arthropoda, Insecta, Diptera, Chironomidae. The record is from the annotation of a GenBank genome assembly.